UCCUUAGAGCAGAAAUGAGCAAUUCUAGAUCCAGUCUACACAGAUUUAUAAACUGUCUCCAUGUAAAAUCAUAAAGAAGCAUAGCUAUGGCUAAUUUGUCAGACCAUGGUAAAGGAUGUUGGAAGGAUUAAAAUCUGUAAAAUUUUUUUGAAAUGGGUCCUGAUUCUUGCUUACAAAAAAAGACCGGAAGAAUUGAAGGACCUUUACCUUUAACCUCGUGUAUGGGACAGUGUGAGACCCACGAAAUCAUGGAAGGAACUACAAGUUAACCCACUGAUACUUCCUGUGGGCACCUGCUUUUUCUGGCACUGUUUUCAUCAUCAGAUCAAGAGUACAAAUCCAAGAUGGACUAAAACCUGUGAAUGUAAGAUAUCAUUCUCUACAUCUGAGAGGGUCUGAAUUAUGAAAACAACUAUGACAAAUCAUAAGUCCCUGUUGGCACUGUUGCUUAUAUUAGCCUUCUGGAUCAGUUUUACAGUUUUCCACAACUCCUCAGAGAUAUGGGCUGCACUCAAGUGGACUGACCCCCUCCCUCACUGUAACUUCAUUGGGAAGCCCUUGUGCACUAAAGCACCACAGUGUCCAGUACUUUCUGCAGCAGAGACUGACCUGGAAAUCAGGAAGGUCCUGGAGAAACUGGACCAGCUGAUCCCACCCAGACCCUUCACCCACAAAAUCGCUACUACCAGUGCCACACAGAGCAAAGCUACCAUCCUCAAUCCUCGAGAUAAGUACUGCCAGGGGGACCAGCUGGAUAUCCUGUUGGAAGUGAAAGACCACCUGGGACAUAGGAAAGAAUAUGGUGGGGACUUCCUGAGGGCCAGGAUGUACUCCACAGAUCUGAAAGCAGGUGCAUCAGGGAAAGUGACAGAUUUCAACAAUGGCACCUAUCUUGUCAGCUUCACUCUAUUCUGGGAGGGCCAGGUCUCCCUGUCUGUCCUGCUCGUGCACCCCAGUGAAGGGGCAUCAGCUCUCUGGAGGGCAAGGAACCAAGGUUAUGACAGGGUGAUCUUCACGGGCCAGUUUGUCAAUGGCAACUCCCAGGUCAAUACUGAUUGUGCCCUGGUUUUAAACUCAAGUGCUGAAUUGUGCAGAUAUCUGGAUGCUGAAGACCAAGAAGCUUUCUACUGUGUGAGGCCUCCACAUGUUUCCUGUGCUGCACUUACCCACAUGCGUUCCAUGAACAAGAACAUUUCCUAUCUUAGCCAACAAGAAUGGACCCUCUUUGAAAGGUCAAAUGUGGGUGUGGAGAUUAUGGAAAACUCCAGUGUCAUUCAUGUCACAAAAUGCAACAAAACAGUCCCAGUGAAAGAGAAAUGCAAGCCUGGAAUGUUACCCACAAUCCCCAGUGGACAUGCCUGGAAAUACACAUGGUAUCCUGUCUCCUGCAGUUUGACUCCAGUCAGCAUGAAAGACUGCCUGAGAGGAAAACUCAUAUAUCUAAUGGGAGAUUCCACGAUUCGCCAGUGGAUGGAAUACUUCAAAGCCAGUCUCAACACACUGAAGUCAGUAGAUCUACAUGGAUCUGGAAAACUGAAACACCAACUUGCUGUGGAUUUGGAUAGGAAUAUUAACAUCCAAUGGCAAAAACACAGUUACCCCUUGGUUGGCUCAAUGGAAUAUUCAGUCAAAGGGAUUGAGUACAUUGCCCGGAUCAUUGACAGAAUUGGAGGAGAUAAAAAUACCAUUGUUGUAAUUUCUCUGGGCCAGCAUUUCAGACCCUUUCCCCUUGAUGUCUUCAUACGAAGGGUCCUCAAUGUCCACAGAGCUGUUCAGCGCCUUCUUCUGAGAAGCCCAGACACUAUGGUUAUCAUCAAGACAGAAAACACCAGGGAGAUGCACAGUGAUGUGGAAAGAUUGAGUGACUUUCAUGGUCACAUUCAAAAUCUUGUUAUAAAGGACAUUUUCCAGGAUCUCAAUGUGGGUAUUAUUGAUGCUUGGGAUAUAACAAUUGCAUAUGGCUCAAAUGAAGUCCAUCCACCUCAAUAUAUUAUUAGAAAUCAAAUCAAUAUAUUCUUAAACUAUAUUUGCUAGUUUGCACAUAUCACUGAAAAUCAUUCAUUUAAUUAAAAAAUAUCUCCUCAAUGAUUGCACUAGACUACAUUCUCACCAACAGAGAAGUAUUCCUUUUUCCCCCCACAGCCCCACCAGCAUUUGUCAUUGCUUGA
Molecule: messenger RNA, 2168 nt
Organism: Fukomys damarensis (Damara mole-rat)
Lineage: Eukaryota; Metazoa; Chordata; Mammalia; Rodentia; Bathyergidae
Product: NXPE family member 4
Exons: 6
Coding region: 403-2034 (543 amino acids)
Source: RefSeq, a predicted model, not a curated record